AUGGCGGCACUGCGGUUGCGGCUGGCCCUGUCGGUGCUGUGGCAGCUGGCGGCGGCCGGGCGCGGGUUGGAGCUGGGGGCGCUGGAGGGGCCACGGGGACGGGCGGCGCGGUGCCAGCCCGUCGACAUCCCCAUGUGCCGGGGCAUCGGGUACAACCUGACCCGCAUGCCCAACCUGCUGGGCCACGAGAGCCAGCGCGAGGCCGCCCUGAAGCUGCACGAGUUCGCCCCGCUGGUGGAGUACGGCUGCCACGUCCACCUGCGCUUCUUCCUCUGCUCCCUCUACGCGCCCAUGUGCACCGACCAGGUGAGCGCCAGCAUCCCCGCCUGCCGCCCCAUGUGCGAGCAGGCCCGCCACAAGUGCGUCCCCAUCAUGGAGCAGUUCAAUUUCGGCUGGCCCGAGUCGCUCGACUGCGGCAAGCUGCCCACCAAGAACGACCCCAAUGCCCUCUGCAUGGAGGCCCCCGAGAACGCCUCGGCCGCCGAGCCCCACAAGGGCCAGGGCAUGCUGCCCGUGGCCCCCCGGCCCUGGCCGCCGGGCACCGCUGAGGGCCGGGGACCCAACGGCCUGGGGGCCUGCGACAACCCCGAGAAGUUCCAGUACGUGGAGAAGAGCCUCUCCUGCGCGCCCAGGUGCUCCCCCGGGGUGGACGUCUACUGGUCCCGGGAGGACAAGGACUUCGCCUUCAUCUGGAUGGCCGUCUGGUCCACCCUCUGCUUCGUCUCCACCGCCUUCACCGUCCUCACCUUCCUGCUCGACCCCCACCGCUUCCAGUACCCCGAGAGGCCCAUCAUCUUCCUCUCCAUGUGCUACAACGUCUACUCCGUGGCCUUCAUCAUCCGCUCCGUGGCAGGGGCGGAGAACAUCGCCUGCGACCGGGAGAACGGCGAGCUCUACAUCAUCCAGGAGGGGCUGGAGAGCACAGGCUGCACCAUCGUCUUCCUCAUCCUCUACUACUUUGGCAUGGCCAGCUCGCUCUGGUGGGUCGUCCUCACCCUGACCUGGUUCCUGGCUGCCGGGAAGAAGUGGGGACACGAGGCCAUCGAGGCCCACAGCAGCUACUUCCACAUGGCCGCCUGGGGCAUCCCGGCCAUGAAGACCAUCGUCAUCCUCACCAUGCGGAAGGUGGCAGGGGACGAGCUCACGGGGCUGUGCUACGUGGGGAGCAUGGACGUCAGCGCCCUGACCGGCUUCGUCCUCAUUCCCCUCUCCUGCUACCUGGUCAUUGGCACCUCCUUCAUCCUCACGGGCUUCGUCGCCCUCUUCCACAUCCGGAAGAUCAUGAAGACGGGCGGCACCAACACGGAGAAGCUGGAGAAGCUGAUGGUGAAGAUCGGUGUCUUCUCUAUCCUCUACACCGUCCCGGCCACCUGCGUCAUCGUCUGCUACUUCUACGAGCGGCUGAAUGUGGAUUACUGGAACCUCAGGGCCCUGGAGCGCGGCUGCCGGCACCUCCCCGGCCGGCGGGCCGCCAACUGCUCCCUGGAGGCCUCGGUGCCCACCGUGGCCGUCUUUAUGCUAAAGAUUUUUAUGUCGCUGGUGGUGGGCAUCACCAGCGGGGUGUGGGUGUGGAGCUCCAAGACGCUGCAGACCUGGCAGAGCCUGUGCAACAGAAAGCUGGGCAUGAGGACGAGGGGCAAGCCCUGCAGCGGGGUGAGCUGCGGCGGGGUGCACUGCCACUACAAAGCCCCCACGGUCAUGCUGCACAUGACCAAGACGGACCCGUAUCUGGACAACCCGACGCACGUCUAGAGAGGGGGCUGCCCCCUCCCCGGGGAUGGCGCGCCGGGGGAAGCUCACGGGUAAGGGGCGAGGGGAUGCUGCUGGGGGCGAGG
Molecule: messenger RNA, 1835 nt
Organism: Gavia stellata (red-throated loon)
Lineage: Eukaryota; Metazoa; Chordata; Aves; Gaviiformes; Gaviidae
Gene: FZD9
Product: frizzled class receptor 9
Exons: 1
Coding region: 1-1752 (583 amino acids)
Biological process (GO): canonical Wnt signaling pathway; non-canonical Wnt signaling pathway
Cellular component (GO): plasma membrane
Molecular function (GO): Wnt receptor activity; Wnt-protein binding
Source: RefSeq, a predicted model, not a curated record